Messenger RNA from Zophobas morio, 2262 nucleotides. RefSeq names its product facilitated trehalose transporter Tret1-2 homolog. Gene Ontology annotation, cellular component: membrane. Gene Ontology annotation, biological process: transmembrane transport. The transcript is spliced from 2 exons. Bases 105 to 1532 code for a protein of 475 amino acids. The record is from RefSeq and is a predicted model, not a curated record. Gene Ontology annotation, molecular function: transmembrane transporter activity. NCBI's taxonomy places the organism in Eukaryota, Metazoa, Arthropoda, Insecta, Coleoptera, Tenebrionidae.
AUAUUAAAACCAUAAAAAAAGUUGUGCUAAAUCCCAAUUAAGCUAUGUUAAUUUGUGCAAAUAUCACGCACAUAGUCAGUUUAAUUCGCUGAUAACACCCGACAAUGACUUCUUCCAAAAGUAGCAACAGUAUUAGUAAAACCGACGGCGAAAAAUGGCCACAAAUUCUCGUUGUUUUCAUUGCAAGCAUUGCUGUUUUCGCUACGGGUCUUCAUGUCGGAUGGUCAGCGCCCUCUUUACCUCAACUCUUCUCCGACGACUACCCUUUUGACGUCUCAGCAGAGGAAGGUUCCUAUAUAACCAUCAUUAGAAAUUUGGGCGCCUUCUUCGGGAGUUUCAUCGGAAACUUUAUCCUGGACAAAAUCGGACGUCGGAUUUGCACCAUCCUCAUAGCAGUACCUCAAAUAGUUUCUUUUCUGGCAAUUAUAUUGUCGUACCAAAUCAUGGAACUCUUGUAUGUGGGUCGAUUUAUAGGAGGACUAGCAGAAGGAAUGGUUAAUACCGUCAUAAUAAUCUACGUGGCUGAAAUAGCACAACCUUCCAUCAGAGGAAUUCUGGGUGUGAUGACCGGAGUCGCGUGGUACUUUGGCACACUAUUCGCAAACAUCAUCGGGUCGUACCUAUCCAUACGGACGACCGCUGGAAUUUGCAUCGCAUUUCCGGUACUCUUCAUUGUAUUGUUUUGGAGGAUGCCCGAAAGCCCGUACUACCUCCUCAUGAAGAAAAAAGACGAAGACGCCGAACGCAUUUUGAAAUUUUUACUAAGAAAACCAGACGUGAACGAAGAACUAAUCAGGCUACAAGCAGACGUCGUUCGCCAGAUGUCAGAAACUGGUACUUUUAGAGAUAUCUUCACUAUCGACUCAAACAGAAGAGCUUUCUACGUAACGGUAGGUGCCAGAUUCUUCCAGCUAACCACCGGAGUUGCCGCGAUGAACUUCUACAUCCAGAUUCUCCUAAAAGAGGCCACUCAAAGUAUAGCACCACACGUAGAUGCUUCCAUCAUCCUUCUAAUCCAACUCGGGAUGACGGUUUUAAAUGCCUUCGUUGUGGAUAGGUGGGGUCGCAAACCUCUUCUUCUCUUCUCUACUAUAGGUUGCUUUGUCAAUUUGGUGCUCCAAAUGAUUUUCUUCAUACUUAAAGAACACACUAGUGUUGAUACUUCGGUUGUUGAUUGGUUUCCGUUGGUGAUGAUGAUGGUACUGAUUGCUGUGUAUUCGAUAGGUUUGGGAUCAGUCGUCAGUGUUUUGACAAGUGAGAUGUUUUCAGCUAGUAUAAAAGCGAAAUUGAUUUGUAUGGUGAACGGGUCGUUCUCUUUGUUGACUUUGGCGGUUACGAAGUACUACCAAGCGACGGCUGAUGGGUUUGGAUUGACCGUACCUUUUUCCAGUUUUGUGGUGUUAACUUUUGUCGAAAUGUUGUUCUUUUAUUAUCUUGUGCCUGAGACUAAAGGGAAGACAUUGGAGCAGAUUCAGCAGAAGCUAAAAGGGGAUCGAAAAGAGAAGAAUACUUUUUAUUUAUCACAGAAAUAAAUACUGAUAAAAAUGGCCUAUAGUAUUUAGAUAGUACUACCCUCACCGUCUAAAGCAUGAUCAUAAAGAUUAAGUACCAAACCAUAAUUAAAGAGGUACACCAUUCUACAAAUUAAUAUUCUGCAAUCACUAAACCUGAGUUAGUUAGUGUUUUAUUAAAAAUUUAUUACAACAGUUCAUUUAUGAAUUUAACAUGAAUUUAUGUAUUCUGCAAUGAGCUUGUUUAGAACAUUAAAAAAUUGGUUUAUUGAGUUUAGACAGUACUUCCCUGAUGACUGCAUGCCUAUUAUGUUUUUUUCGCAUUACAUUUUUGCAGCGGGGCAUUUUAAAAUAAAUUGAGUAUUAAUUUUCUCAAUUUUGUAAUUUUUUUCUGUGAUUGCUAUGAUUGCUUAUUUAAAAAAAAUAAAUUGGACGAAGUCGUAUCUGAAGUGUAUAAUAUGUUGCCUAUGCAAAAAUUGUCAGGCGUGAACAAAUAAAAUGAACACCCUGUAUAGUGCUUGUAAUUUAAGACAAAUAGCCGUAGACGUGACGGUGAAACACAAACUAAACCAAAACAUGUUUUCUACGAAUUGAAAUAACCGGAUGACAAUGCCGACGGUCUAGACUUAUUUAUUGCUCUAACUUCCGUUUAUUGAAUAAAACACUACAUUUUAUUUGGUUUUUGGAUGCUGUAAUUCACAUUUAGUUGAUUAUAACUUGUCUAGAUCUAGGGGAGCAUCAAGUAUCUAUG